Dipodomys ordii (Ord's kangaroo rat) is the source of this 719-nucleotide messenger RNA. RefSeq names its product NME/NM23 family member 5 (gene Nme5). Lineage: Eukaryota; Metazoa; Chordata; Mammalia; Rodentia; Heteromyidae. Gene Ontology annotation, molecular function: nucleoside diphosphate kinase activity. The coding region runs from base 69 to 704 and encodes 211 amino acids. The record is from RefSeq and is a predicted model, not a curated record. The transcript has 6 exons. Gene Ontology annotation, biological process: UTP biosynthetic process; CTP biosynthetic process; negative regulation of oxidative stress-induced intrinsic apoptotic signaling pathway.
CACACUGGAGGGCUGGUUGCACCUUGUGAUACCUGUCAAGAAACUUAAAUUGUACCAGAAAAGCCAAAAUGGAGUUAUCAAUGCCCCCACCUCAAAUAUAUGUAGAAAAAACUCUGGCCAUCAUCAAACCAGAUAUUGUUGACAAAGAGGAGGAGAUACAAGAUAUUAUUCUCAGAUCUGGAUUCACCAUUGUUCAGAGAAGAAAACUACAUCUCAGCCCUGAACACUGUAGUAACUUUUAUGUGGAACAGUAUGGGAAAAUGUUUUUCCCAAAUUUAACAGCUUACAUGAGUUCUGGACCACUUGUUGCUAUGAUACUAGCAAGAUAUAAUGCCAUUUCUUACUGGAAAGAACUUUUGGGACCAGCUAAUAGUUUGAUAGCUAAAGAGUUACACCCAGACAGUUUAAGGGCAAUUUAUGGCACAGAUGACUUAAGGAAUGCACUUCAUGGGAGUAAUGACUUUGCUGCUGCAGAAAGGGAAAUUCGUUUUAUGUUUCCUGAAGUGAUUAUUGAGCCCAUUCCAGUUGGACAAGUUGCUAAGGACUAUUUAAAUUUAUAUGUAACACCAACUCUGCUUGAAGGACUCACAGAACUUUGCAAGCAAAAACCAGAGGAUCCUUUUAUAUGGCUGGCUGAUUGGCUGCUGAAGAAUAAUCCCAACAAACCUAAGCUUUGCCACUAUCUAAUCACAGAAGAAUCUUAAAAUCCACCAGGAGCC